Messenger RNA from Opisthorchis viverrini, 812 nucleotides. RefSeq lists its product as hypothetical. Gene Ontology annotation, cellular component: membrane. Gene Ontology annotation, molecular function: N-acetylgalactosaminide beta-1,3-galactosyltransferase activity. Lineage: Eukaryota; Metazoa; Platyhelminthes; Trematoda; Opisthorchiida; Opisthorchiidae. The record is from RefSeq and is a predicted model, not a curated record. The transcript is spliced from 5 exons. The annotation marks the transcript as partial.
GUUGCUUGUUCAGUAUAUACAAACACGGAUGGAGCAGCGCGGAUUCAUUCAAUGCAGCUUGCAGAAGGCCACGGAUUCUAUGCUAUAUAAACACAUUUCCUGCACAGUAUGAAACCAAAGCAAUCCACGUGCAAAACACGUGGGCCAGAAGGUGCGAUAAGUUCUGGUUCACAAGUACAAAACUGCACCGAAAGUUGAAGGUAUUGAAGUUGAAUUUAACAGCUUCCGAGACACGAAUGCACCUGUGGUCAAAAAUGCGUGCCAUCCUCCGACUUAUUUACAAGGAAGUAGAGUCUUUCGACUUCUUCUUCAAGGCCGAUGAUGACACAUACACAGUUUUUGAGAACUUGCUAAACGUCCUCGAGUCUCAGUCAGCGGAUAAUCCCUUCAUGACAGGAUAUCGAUGGCCUCUCCGUAUAGAAGGCGGUUACUUUUCUGGCGGAGCCGGCUACGUCCUGUCACGGGAGGCACUAAAGCGCAUCGUGGAGGAUUCCGUUGACCGUCAUGUGAACUGUCCAAAAAAUGAUGAAAACAUGGAGGAUGUGAAAAUGAGUGUGUGUGGACAUGCGGUGGGAGUUAAACGGUACGACAGUUUUGACGAGGACGGAAAAUCGGUGUUUUGUCCAACGACGAUCUCGGAACCUUACCUGAACAUAAACACAACUAUCUCCGAGGGUGACUUGGAAAAGAUGGGACACAGUUAUCGGCAGGCCACAUUUCACUACGUCGCAGCGAAUAAAAUGUACAUUAUGGAGUUCUGUCACUAUUAUUUGCGGCCACAAAUAUUGCGUUUCCAAAGGGCUAUCAAUUAA